Messenger RNA from Paramormyrops kingsleyae, 3113 nucleotides. RefSeq names its product excitatory amino acid transporter 2-like. Gene Ontology annotation, cellular component: plasma membrane. The record is from RefSeq and is a predicted model, not a curated record. Gene Ontology annotation, biological process: L-aspartate transmembrane transport; L-glutamate import across plasma membrane. Gene Ontology annotation, molecular function: L-glutamate transmembrane transporter activity; neutral L-amino acid transmembrane transporter activity; glutamate:sodium symporter activity. NCBI's taxonomy places the organism in Eukaryota, Metazoa, Chordata, Actinopteri, Osteoglossiformes, Mormyridae.
GGAGAUCGGUCCUUUCUUUGGCAUGUUUGCUUGGGCCAGGCUGCUGGAGCAGUGGCAGAUGUGAGUGGGGCUUUUUCUUGGCAUUUGCAGAACAUUCUGUGUGGAUGCAAAGGGCACCUUGCCUUCCCAGGACUCUAUCUACUGGUCCUCCCACAGCGCGGACUACCCACACUUCAGAAAUCCAGACGGAAAUGCCAGAUGGAUAAACAGUGAUCUUCCCGGUCACUCCACGGCUUCAUAUGCACGGCUUCAUAUGCGCAGCUCUUUGCUGAAGUGUAAUCCCUGUCCCUGGCCAACUUCACAGAUAACACAGUACCAGUACCAACACAAUGCCUAAACAAGUAGAAGUAAGGAUGCAUGAGAGUCACUUGGAGCCUGUAAACCCGCCCUCUAAACCUAUGAGUAAGGGCAUCUGCCAGAAGAUGUGCAGGAACAUGCUGCUUACGCUUACUAUACUCGGUGUGAUUCUUGGGUCUGUAGCAGGGAUGCUCCUGCGUUACGUUUCACCCCUGCCACCUGAUGUCAUCAUGGUCAUCGCCUUCCCUGGGGACAUCCUUAUGAGGAUGCUGAAAAUGCUUAUCUUGCCACUUAUCAUUUCUAGCUUAAUCACAGGUCUGGCAGGAUUGGAUGCAAAGUCCAGUGGGCGUCUGGGUACCAGGGCUAUGGUGUACUACAUGUCCACCACUAUCAUCGCCGCUGUACUUGGCGUUAUCUUGGUUUUGAUCAUACAUCCGGGAAACCCAAAGCUAAAAGCCGGGCUUGGGGAAGGAGACAAGAAUGAUGAGGUGUCCAGUUUGGAUGCCUUUUUUGACCUGAUUAGGAACCUUUUCCCUGAGAAUCUGGUUCAGGCCUGUUUCCAGCAGAUCCAAACUGUCACAAAGAAAGUGGAGCAGGUUCCUGAUUAUAUAGAGGAGGGGAACGUUACCUUGGGCGACUUCCUCCUGAACAGCACCAUGGCUCCACCAGAACCUGUUUAUGUUAUUAAAAAAUCCUUGCAGUUCAAAAGUGGAAUGAAUGUAUUAGGCGUCAUUGGCUUCUUCAUCGCCUUUGGUAUCUGCAUGGGAAAGAUGGGAGAAAAGGCGAGGUUGAUGAUUGACUUCUUCAAUAUUCUGAAUGAAAUUGUCAUGAGACUUGUCAUUAUGAUCAUGUGGUAUUCCCCUUUGGGUAUCGCGUGUCUGAUUUGUGGGAAGAUAAUUUCAAUCAAGGACCUGGAAGUGGUGGCACGUCAGCUGGGAAUGUACAUGGUCACAGUCAUUGUGGGCCUGAUUAUCCAUGGUGCCAUCUUCCUGCCUCUCAUUUAUUUCACCAUCGUCCGAAAAAACCCUUUCACCUUCUUCAUGGGCAUCUUCCAGGCUUGGAUCACAGCCCUGGGAACAGCAUCUAGUGCUGGUACACUGCCUGUCACUUUCCGGUGCCUCGAGGACAACCUAGGCAUCGAUAAGAGGGUGACGCGGUUCGUGCUCCCCGUUGGCGCAACCAUCAACAUGGAUGGGACGGCUCUUUAUGAGGCUGUGGCAGCCAUUUUCAUCGCCCAAAUGAAUGGGAUAGUUCUUGAUGGGGGUCAGAUUAUCACUGUCAGUCUGACUGCCACCCUGGCCAGCAUAGGGGCAGCGAGUAUUCCCAGUGCUGGACUUGUGACUAUGCUUCUUAUCUUGACUGCUGUGGGCCUCCCUACUCAGGACAUCAGUCUGCUGGUGGCUGUUGAUUGGCUUCUCGAUCGGUUUCGAACAUCAGUCAACGUGGUGGGUGAUUCCUACGGGGCGGGCAUCGUGUACCACCUCUCCAAAGCAGAGUUGGAUACCUUGGACGCCCAUGUGCAGUCAGAUGACAUUGAAAUGGUCAAAACCCAAUCCUAUUAUGAUGACAUCAAGAACCAUCGUGAAAACAGCUCCAACCAGUGCAUUUAUGCUGGUCACAACUCAGUUCGAGUAGAUGAAUGCAAGGUAACCUUGGCCACAAAUGACUGAAUUGAGGAGUACACAGUUGUUGGGGAGGGACCCUGGCAAUGUGAUUCAUAGCCCCAAGCUUCCACAACUGGUGAAAUAAAACCAUAAGAUCAAUAAUAACUAAAAUUAAAUAAACUAGUUUUUAGGUGGUAGCUUUUAUUUUUCAUGAUAAUAACUAAUCAGCUCUUAGUUUUUAAUUAAUCUGAUCUUAAUGAAUAACAAACUAAUUUUUUACCAGAUAAAAUACUAAUGUGGCUGUUACUGUGUAGACUUAGAGUGCUGUAGAUAGCAACAAGUGCAACCCAAGCAUUCCUGCAUUCGACUCCUGUGAAUUGAAUGUUGAAUAUUUUAAUUGUCCAUGCUCACAAACACGUCUGUGAUGAAAAUGCCCAGACACAUGGUGGUGAUAGUCUGGUGCUGCUGUAAUAGCUAUCCCCAUCUGGAGAUGCCUUCUGCUGUGUUUGAAAGCCUUUUCCUCCCAUCAACCUAAAUGUGGACCCUGGUUAAAGAUGUAGCAGCAAAAUGAGAGGGUAGAGAUCAAGCACGGUGAAAUCUAACCAGAGGCCAAUUGAUGUCCUAGUCUUUCUGCAAGUUAAAGCACAGUGUGUCUGAUGACUGAGCAUCCCCAUCAUUAGAUUACUUUGAGGAAAUUCUCCAGAUUUACUGUUAGGGUUUGAAUGUUGUGUUUAGUCAUGCACAUGGAUGAGAGCCAUUUUGUCAUCUCACAACUCUCAGAACUUUCUGAAAUGUCAUCUCAAUACUUUAGAUAACCACCCACUGUAUGAUGGAUGACCGGGACAAAAAGACAAGACCUCAUAUUGACAAAUCUGUAUGAAAAAUUAAAUAAUUUGUGAGUGGAAUACUGUAGAAUUACAAUGUAUAGAACAUAUAUGCACUAUGUAUAGUUUCCCUAAAUAUUGCAUUAUUAAAUUGCACAUUUAAGGGCACUGAACACUGAAAUUACACAAUUUGGGGACUUCAUUCAUUUCACUGUGACCCAUUUUUAAAUUAAAGCUAUUUCUUUAGAGUGUAUCUUAAAUGAAGGACAGAAUUUCUCUUCGAUUUCUCAACUUUUAAAAUGUUUUAUGUCUCUUUUAUGACUCGCAGUGUUGAGAAGACUAACCAAUAAAUAAAAUGCAAAGUGGCAAACACAUACCAACACACACA